Molecule: messenger RNA, 180 nt
Organism: Anisakis simplex (herring worm)
Lineage: Eukaryota; Metazoa; Nematoda; Chromadorea; Rhabditida; Anisakidae
Source: the annotation of a GenBank genome assembly
AUGGAUCGCGAUAUACGGCUGAGGGCGUUUAUCGAGGAAUAUGAUCGAGUGAUCAGUAUGCUCGAUGAUAUCGCGAUGAUGAAGCAAACUCUCACAAGGAUCGAAUUCCUGAUCGCUAUUCUAGUGGCGCAAAUUGGCAUUCUACUUUUGGUAAGACUUUUGUUGAAAAAAUUUUGCUGA